This is a messenger RNA of Eupeodes corollae, 2772 nucleotides long. RefSeq names its product probable 3',5'-cyclic phosphodiesterase pde-5. Gene Ontology annotation, biological process: negative regulation of receptor guanylyl cyclase signaling pathway; signal transduction. Gene Ontology annotation, molecular function: protein binding; 3',5'-cGMP-stimulated cyclic-nucleotide phosphodiesterase activity. The record is from RefSeq and is a predicted model, not a curated record. Lineage: Eukaryota; Metazoa; Arthropoda; Insecta; Diptera; Syrphidae.
CGUUUUAGGUUGGUUGUGCACUUUGAUAAAAACAUAACCUAACAUUGUUUGAGUGUUUUGUAUUAUUUAUACAAAUUCUUGUAUAAAUGAAACUGGAUUAUGAUACCCCAGAUGUUUCGCAGUUCUGUGGAUAAACGUAACAAAAAGAAAAAAACUAUGAGGCGAAAUUACCAAGGCUAUAAGGGUGGUCUACUUAGGACAACAACAGAAAAUGACUCUGAAAGUGAUAGUGGGUUGAACGCUAUUAAGAUGGGACAAGAGAACUCCCAUGAUGAUUCUGACGAAAGCAACUGCAGCGAAUAUGGGCUUUCAGUAUCGACAGUUAGGCGCUUCCUCAAAGACCAUCCGGAAUUUCUGGAAAAACACAUCAUGAACGAAGUCGAAUUGGAACAACUGGAACGCUGGAUGAUCCGUCGAACACAACGUGCCCGCAAAACAACCCAAUCUCUCGGUCGCAAUGGCCGUAAAACUAGUCUUUCCAGAUGGAAAUUCUGUGUGCACGCUGACAAACGCCAAAUGCUUCAGGAUCUCACCCAAUCUCUUCAGCUGCGACCCACAAAAGCCCACGUUCUCUUCGAAUUGGCCAGCUGUAUAUCAUCAGCUGUCAAUGCCGACGGAUUUACUCUCUACAUAGCCGAAUCGGGGGAUCCUGAAAAUAUGUCCGUGUAUUUGGGCCAAAAUUCAACAACAACAAAUAAAAUGCAAAAAUUCAAACCAGAACCAGGCAGUAUUUUACUGCACGUAGCUAAGACCAAAGAAGCUGUUCGAGUGUCGAGGGGAAUUCCAGAUGCACGGUUUCCCGAUGGUCUACCAAAAAACGGUGAUAUAGGUCAUGUGCUAUGCCAAGCAAUAGGUCAACCCGAUGGACAGCUUAUAGCCGUAGUAGAGCUAUUUCGUCGGGAAGAAAGUUUUCCUUUCCACGAGGAGGAUGAGGAAAUAUCCUGUAGCUAUCUGGUCUGGGGUGGCAUUGCCUUACACUAUGCCCAUCUUUUUAUGAACAUGAGCAAGCAGCGAAAAUUGAAUGAAUUCCUCCUACUAGUUGUUAAGUAAGUAAUAAAAUAGACACCCUUUGAAAUGCUAUUCAUGGAUACGCUAGUCAGAAAGAUUAUGAAUUUCGCUCAACGUCUUGUCGAUGCCGAUAGAGCUUCAUUGUUUUUGGUGGAUUCAAAAAGCAAAGAACUCUAUGCCACGAUCUUUGAUGUUGGCAACGACAAAAGCAAACCAAAUGGUGAAGGCCCCGAGGAGAGCAACAAGAAACCAGACGAGAUCCGCUUUCCCAUCGGAACUGGCAUUGCAGGGAUCGUCGCCCUGACCGGAGAAAUUCUCAACAUUCAAGAUGUGUAUUCCGAUCCGCGUUUCAAUCGUUCUGUUGAUCAGAAAACUGGAUACAAGACGGAAACUAUCCUCUGCAUGCCAAUUUUCAUUCGAGGAUCUGUUAUUGGAGUCGUCCAAAUGGUCAAUAAGCAUUCGGGUGCUUUCACCAAGGAGGACGAAGAGGCAUUCGAGAUGUUUGCGGUGUAUUGUGGAUUGGCUUUGCAUCAUGCCAAAUUAUAUGAUAAGAUCCGUCGAUCGGAACAGAAGUAUAAAGUUGCCCUAGAAGUCCUCAGCUAUCACAACACCAGCACCGACGAAGAAGUUCAGAAAUUCCUCACCGAUACUAAUGCUGACAUUGCACCCGACAUCGAUGAUUACUACUUCAACCCGUUUGCCUUCGAUGAUAUGGAAAAAAUCGGUCUUUCGGCGCAUAUGUUCAUUGAUCUGUUCGGACUGAGGCGAUUCGAUAAAACUAGUUUGAUUAAGUUCACCCUAACAAUUAAGAAGAACUACCGCAGAGUGCCAUACCACAACUGGAGUCAUGGAUUUUCAGUAGCGAACACAAUCUAUUCGUUGGUUAAGAGGACGUCAGAUGUUUUUCGACCAAUUGAGUGCCUAGCCCUUUAUAUUGGAUCGUUGUGUCAUGAUUUGGAUCAUCGUGGGAAGAAUAACAAAUUUAUGCUCGAUACAGAAUCUCCUUUAGCUGGCAUUUACAGUACAUCCACAAUGGAGCAUCAUCAUUUCAACCAAACAGUCACAAUUCUUCAACAGGAUGGUCAUAAUAUUUUUGCUAAGCUCUCCAGUUCUGAGUACAAGCAAGUAUUGGGUUUGAUAAAACACUGCAUUUUAGCCACAGACCUUGCUUUGUUCUUUCCCUACAAAACAAAACUACAAAAUCUCAUCGAAGAAGAGAAAUUCACGUGGAGCAAUCAUGAACACCGUCUAUUGAUUCAAGCCAUUGCAAUGACAGCAAGUGAUCUGUCGGCAUCGGCCAAACCAUGGGAAGUUCAAGAGAAAACCGUUAAGGUUAUUUUUGAGGAAUUCUACGAUCAAGGUGAUGCAGAACGUGCGGCUGGCCGCAUUCCCAUACCAAUGAUGGAUCGUAAUCAACCCGAAGAGCAGGCUAAUUCACAAGUUGGCUUCUUGAUGGGCAUUUGUAUUCCAUGUUAUUCACUGCUUUACCGAUUGAUACCCGAAUCGAAACCCUUGCUGGAUAUGUGUCAAAAGAAUUUGGAAAAAUGGCAACAGAUUGCUCAUGAGGUCAGAGAGAAGCACAAAAAGCAGUAUGCACUAGAGAUUUAGAAUGGAGGGUUUUAUUAUGAUUUUUUUUUCUAUAAAUAAUAAUAUUAAAUAAAAUAGCUAUAGAUAUAUAUAAAUGUCUUUGAACGACACAGUAAAAAUAGUAUAAAAUAUAUAUAUUAUAAUAUACUAUACAUAUAUGAAUGUUUUUUAAGCUUA